Alternaria conjuncta is the source of this 1209-nucleotide messenger RNA. RefSeq lists its product as uncharacterized. The record is from RefSeq and is a predicted model, not a curated record. The transcript has 3 exons. The coding region runs from base 1 to 1209 and encodes 402 amino acids. NCBI's taxonomy places the organism in Eukaryota, Fungi, Ascomycota, Dothideomycetes, Pleosporales, Pleosporaceae.
AUGAUCUCGAAGCUCUUGGCGCUCGGUGCUGUUCUUCUCGCCUCUGCCACCGCUAACGUCUUCGACUCGUCUUACUCCAAUGUCUCCAGCGCUGCUAUCGACGAAGGCAGGAUCGAAACCGCCGUAUUAGUUGACACCGAGACGACAGAACCCGCCGAUGACGUCUUAUGGAAUGCUGCGUUAAGCAAAGGCCGAAUGUUGAUACUAGCCACGAGCUUGAACCUUCCAGAGGCUGCCAAGGUCUAUCAACAGAUGGAAACUCCCUGGGAUGGAACCCUCGAACGCGAACUAGCACUUUGGGGCUACUCGGAACCUGACUACCCGGAAGUUGAAGACUCUGACGAAAACUGUGUCAUGGGGAAAGAAAACCACGGCCUUCAAGAUAUGCUCAAAGAGCUACACGCAGAUGAUAGAGAUUCACGCGAUGGAGGGGACAACAUCUGUCACACAAUCCAACAUCAAGACGGGCCUACCUUGGAGAAAGAUGAGAACGGUGAAGUACCAGAAGAUCCUAAGGAACAAUACUACAAAGUUGAAGGGCGCAGAUACAGGGUUACCGGCGCGGAUUCCACCAUUGGAAUAAAUCCAAAGGCUGGUAUCAUCUUCUUUCUGACUCGUGAGAGCCCCGCGUACGCGGCGAGAAAGCUAUGGAAUGUACCCUCCGUCAAGCCGGACGAAAUGCCUGCCCUCAAAAGCAGCUCGGAUAUUGCCUGGGGUCUCUGGAAUAGGCAUUGCAAAGAAAGCCUGUCCAACAUCAACUACUUCUUCACGGUGGCAGUUGCGAACCCGGAAACGCGCAAGAUCAUCAGUAGAGCCAUGGGACAAAAUGCUGUGCCGAAUGCGCCAGGAUACACCUUUAGAGCUGGGAACGAGAACUUCAUCGCUCUGCUGGGAUCGCCGAACCUUGUAGCAGUAAUGUUCUUCCUCCUCCAACACAAGACUCGGUUUGGCCACAAUCGAUGGGUUACUGAGAUCCGUGUUUUCAUACCGAAUGGGGAUUUCAAUAAGGUUUCGAUGCUUGUUAAGGUUGAGCGAGCGCCCCCGACAGAACCUCCCGAGCCCGUUGAAGAUCCAGAUUGCGCGGAAAAAAGGUCGUUGAAAAGUGCGCAAGUCUCACCGCUGAAGAUCGAUAGUUGGAAGGGUGGCGAACGUGAAAAUUCGACCUUUGAGGAGGUGAAUUUGGUUAGGAGACAUAUCAUAUGGGCUUAG